UGCAGUCUGCGCCAGCAAUUCCGGUAGUUGCCAUUUGUGCGCCCAGCCGGUGUGUUGUGUCAUCGUUGACCAUGGUGAGCUUGGAAGAGUUUCGUGCGUACCGUUCACCGUUGAAGGAUUUCUACGACGGCAAGUACGUGCUGCUAACCGGUGGCAGUGGAUUUCUCGGGAAACUCCUGAUCGAGAAGCUAGUCAAAUGCAACGUGGCGGAAAUUCUGUUGAUCCUGAGACGGAAGAAGGGAAUCAGUCCGAGUGAGCGCUUGGAGCAGCUGCUCGGGAAGGAGGCUGUGUUCGUGAACUAUGUGACCGAUCCUGAGCUGUAUCUGUCAAAGAUUCGACUGAUUGAAGGUGAUAUCAGUGAGGUAGGAGUUGGUAUCUCCAAUGAUGAUCUGGCGUAUAUUUACGAGCGCACAAACAUCAUCGUCCAUGCUGCGGCCGAUGUGCGCUUCGACGAAUCGCUUAAAGAGUCAAUCCAGACGAAUGUGCGUGGAACGCAGGAGAUGUUAAGGAUUGCCGAAGGAUGUCGCAAGCUUGAGAUAUUCACCUACAUCUCGACGGCCUUCUCCCACUGUGUGUUGGGCGUUAUCGAGGAGAAGUUCUACGAACCUCCACUCGAUCCGACCGUUCUGAUCAAAGUGUCCGAGAAAGAGGACGAUGUGGAUAACUUUGAGCUACUUUGCAAGAAGAUUAUCGAACCGUGGCCAAAUACUUACGCCUUUACAAAGUCUCUCUCGGAGGAGAUUGUGCGACGGUACAAGAGCAAGCUGCCAGUAGCGAUCAUUCGACCCUCGAUCAUCACAACAACCAUGAAGGACCCGAUCCCCGGCUGGACGGAUAAUCUGUACGGUUUCAAUGGAGUGGUUUGUGGUGCAGCUACCGGUGUCCUGCGGAUAUUCCACAUCCACAUGGACUACAAGGCCAGCAUUGUGCCGGCGGACACGGUUAUCAACUCGACGCUUGCCGUCACCUGGUACGCAGCCAACAAUCGCGAGGAGGACAACGUUUUCAACUGCACCACCGACGACAAUCCAGUGAGCUGGCGUGAAACUCAACACCGGCUGGAAGAGUGGAAGGAUCGCAUUCCGUUCGACAAAUCACUGUGGAUAACGACGUACAACACGACCCGCUUCAAGCUGGUGGCGGACAUUUUGUCCAUCUUUUACCACGUGCUUCCGGCACUCUUGUUCGAUGCGAUACUGAAAGUCCGUGGACAAAAACCGCAGGUACUUAAGCUUUACCGUAAGGUGCACCGGUUCUCGGCAGUGUUACGAUUCUUCACCAACAACGAGUGGUGCUUCCGAACGGGGCGUAUGCGCCGCGUGCUGGAUGCGAUGGCGUCCGAGGACCAGCAGUUCUUCCCCUGCGGCAAAGCGAUCCAGUGGAACGAUUUCUUAGACCAUCAGAUAAAGGGAUUGCGGCAGUACCUGAUGAGAGAUCCGUGGAGUACGCUGGAGAAAUCGUUGAAGCGUCAUCGGAUGCGGAUCUUUAUGCAUUGGUGUUUGGUUGGAGUUCUGUACACUGGCAUACUGUACGUCGUGGUGAAGCUGUUGCACGCGUACGGGUUUAUAGAUUUCCAAGGAUUGAAUGAGAAUGGUGUUGAGGAGUGCUCCGCGGAGGAAGUUGUGUGAAGAGUUCGGUUGAGGUUAUGUAGUACGAUCAAAGAUCAAUUCUAGGUUAUGUCUUAGUCAUGUUCUAGGCCUUAGUGUAUCUGUGGUAAAUGAAUCAAACAAUAAUACGUUUAAUAAAACAACAACAUAAUUCA
Messenger RNA from Anopheles stephensi (Asian malaria mosquito), 1762 nucleotides. RefSeq names its product fatty acyl-CoA reductase wat-like. Gene Ontology annotation, molecular function: alcohol-forming very long-chain fatty acyl-CoA reductase (NADP+) activity. The record is from RefSeq and is a predicted model, not a curated record. Gene Ontology annotation, biological process: long-chain fatty-acyl-CoA metabolic process. Lineage: Eukaryota; Metazoa; Arthropoda; Insecta; Diptera; Culicidae. Gene Ontology annotation, cellular component: peroxisome.